This is a messenger RNA of Python bivittatus (Burmese python), 966 nucleotides long. NCBI's taxonomy places the organism in Eukaryota, Metazoa, Chordata, Lepidosauria, Squamata, Pythonidae. The record is from RefSeq and is a predicted model, not a curated record.
AUGAAUGUUACAGGAAAAAAUGGAUUUGUCCUCCUGGGUUUAGCCAAUCACCCUGAACUGCAACUGCCACUGUUCUUUGUUUUUCUCAUUAUUUACAUGGUGAUUAUGACAGGGAAUGUGCUCAUUUUCAUGCUCAUCAUGGCAGACCCAUCACUUCAGGCACCAAUGUAUUUCUUUCUGCAAGUUUUGUCUUUUAUGGAUAUCUGCUACUCUUCAGUUACUCUUCCCAGAAUGCUGGUAGAUUUUCUUUCAAAGGACAAGAGAAUUACCUAUGUUGGUUGUGCCACACAAUUGUUCUUUCUACUCUUUGGGGGAGCUUCAGAAUGCUUCCUGCUAGCAGUUAUGGCCUAUGACCGCUAUGUGGCCAUAUGCAAACCACUGAGAUACGUGACCAUCAUGAAUAAGACAGUUUGCCUUUCGUUGACGGUUUUGUCAUGCUUUGCUGGCAGUGUGGAUUCUCUCCUCCAAACAGUUUGGAUCUUCACUUUGCCAUUCUGUGGAACUCAUCACAUUAAUUAUUUUUUCUGUGAUAUUCCACCCCUGAUUCGACUGUCAUGCGGUGACAUCUCUAUCUAUCAAAUCCAGCUCUUUACUUUCACCAUUUUGGUGGUUGUCACCCCAUUGAUCUUCAUUCUUGUCCCAUUGAUCUUCAUUCUUGUAUCAUAUUUUCUCAUUAUUUCCAGCAUUUUAAAGAUGACAUCAGCAGAAGGACGUCAAAAAGCCUUCUCUACCUGUUCCUCUCACCUCAUGGUUGUGGUUUUGUCUUAUGGAAGUAGUAGCUUAAAUUAUCUUCAGCCCAAAUCCAUUAAUGAAGAGGGUAGUAAGAAAGUGUUGGCUUUGAUGUAUACUACCAUCAUGCCCAUGCUGAAUCCCCUUAUCUACAGCUUAAGAAACAGGGAAAUCAGUGAAGCGAUUAAGAGGAUGAUGAAUAAGACAAUGAAUAGAAUAUUUUUCCACCGGAAAUAA